This is a messenger RNA of Cadophora gregata, 948 nucleotides long. RefSeq lists its product as uncharacterized. NCBI's taxonomy places the organism in Eukaryota, Fungi, Ascomycota, Leotiomycetes, Helotiales, Ploettnerulaceae. The coding region runs from base 136 to 801 and encodes 221 amino acids. The transcript has 3 exons. The record is from RefSeq and is a predicted model, not a curated record.
CCUCCUUCCUAAUAAGGUUAGGUCGGGGUGUCCACGUAGAGAGCAAGCGAGGCGUCUGAUUUACUGAGAUAAAGCUUCCCAACCUUCCAUAUUCAACCUACUUCAUCAACGACACAACCUCGAAUUAUAUACACAAUGGGUGUCAUCCGUACCCUCCUCAAUACAGCAGUCCUAGGCGGAGCCGGCAGUGUCGGCGCAUUCGCAUUCUGGACUCGCAACUCAAAGUUCAUCCCCAUUACGCCAAACGAUCCUAUCUUCUCCUCCACAGCAUACCAAACCAAUAACCCGAAUCGCAAUCCUGCGACGCAGGAUCUAUGUGCAUUGAGCAAGAUCAAACCGCAGCUUUUGGAGAAGGAGGGGAAAUUGGUGGAGGCGUUCUGCGCAGGUGUUUGGGGUGGUUAUGGAUACGCCUACCAACGCCGCUUCCUCGAGAAGAAGUACCGUAAUUCCACAACCACCGCCCACCAACUCUGGGACACCUCCUCCCUCCUAACCUCAACCUACGAGCCCGGCACCGAGAUAACGGACCACUUUGUCGUGGUUUCUAAAACACCAUCCGCGAUCGUAGUCCGCUGUGGAGACUCUCCUUUAAAAACAGGAGUCAGAAGCUCGGACGGCCUGUUCGAGAUGGGCGUUGAGAUUAAGAAGGAUGAGGGUGUCGCGGAGUUUAGGCUGAAGAGUGUGUUUUAUAAGGGGUUGGGGAAGGCGGAUAAGGGGCCGAUGGCUAGCCAUGUUGAGUUUGCGCAUAGGUUGUAUACGAAGCUUUGGAUGGAGACGGCGGUGGGGAAUGUGGUGUUGUAGAGGCGGAUUAGAUUAGUGCGGGGUUGAAAAUGAUGAUUGUACAAAGAAAGAGAUGGAUUUGGGCAAGGAUGCUGGCUGCAUCUAUCAUAUUAUUAUACCCUAGUAUAUAUUGAGGAGUAAAUACCCAGACAUCGUUUACAGCUCAGG